AUGAGACCAACGCGUAAUUUGCGAAGAAAAGUGAGUAUCCUCCAUCAAGGUGUGGUAGUUCUGAGGGAAUACCGAUAGGAUCGAUUAUAAGAGCAUCUGUUUGACUUUGAUUUUGGCACAGCUAAGGUACUUAGCUGAGUGCGUCGAUAAAUCAUGCUCGGAGACGUUCGCUAAGUAACUACGUGUUUGUCCGUUCAUGAGAACCAAAAGAAAUGUCCGGAGGAGGUUCAUCUUCAUCGACCUAUGCGCGGCGCGUAGCUGCGCUUGGUCAGCGUCGUGGUCCUCGCAGUCGGAGUGGCGCAUCUGACGGGGACGAGCAGGCGGUGGUGCUCGAUCCUUCGGAUGCUGGAAUUGAGGAGGCCAUCCAGCGCCUCGAGCGAAAGUCCUUCAUCCUAGCUGGUCUCAUUCCGGAAAUCCAGAGCCUACUCGCGGUCCCAGCGGUCGAAGCGAAGAACGCGUAUAUAGCCGCGCUGACGCAGUAUUCACUGGUGAUGAUGCUCAUCCUGGCUUCGCUCCUUGGGUCCGCGCUGAACCCUUUGAGCGCGGAGAACUACCCAGAAUGUCCGCAGGGUUUCGUGGCCGCGUACAACAUGCUGGCGAUGACCAUUUGCGCCGCGUCUCUUUUCGGAACUUGCGUCCUCGUGCUCGAGAGCAUCAUCGUGGAGGGCACGCCGACGCAUCGGAUUCACAGCAUCAUCGCGAAAUCCGACGCUCUCUUCCAUUUCGGAACGAACAUGCUGGCCUGCGGCUUGCAUGGGACAACGCCGCUAAUCCUUCUAAGAGCGUGGAUCAGUGGGCUCGAGAAAACGCAGUGCAUCAUUCUCACUGCGAUCUGCGGCAUUAUCUACUGCAUGAUGAUGGUUGUGUACUUUCGUCACCUGCAAAGACACUGGCCCGUGAUCGCACAGCGCUGGACAAAGAUGUUUGCGCCGUUCCUGUACAGGCAGAAAGCGAGUUCUGCAGCGAUCGAGGAUCUGGUGGCCGAAUUGCGCUACCUCCAGCAACCACGGGACAAAACGCUGACACCGGCGCAGCUUGGUUCGUUAUUAGACCAGUACCUGGCAGCUUUGGAUCAGGUGUUGCUAGCUGACCAAUCGGAGUUUCUCCAUUUUUUAGAGACAGAGGCAGGCGGGCGACUCGCGCCGAUGAUGGAAAUGUUGGCAAAAAAAACCUUUGAGAAAGCCAUCGACGUGGCAGUAGAAAAAAUGGCUGAUGAAGCGAUUUUUAAGCAACAAAAAUACUUGUAG
Amoebophrya sp. A25 is the source of this 1247-nucleotide messenger RNA. The record is from the annotation of a GenBank genome assembly. NCBI's taxonomy places the organism in Eukaryota, Dinophyceae, Syndiniales, Amoebophryaceae.